This is a messenger RNA of Plasmodium adleri (nom. inval.), 6108 nucleotides long. RefSeq names its product serine/threonine protein phosphatase 8, putative. Gene Ontology annotation, cellular component: nucleus; cytoplasm. Bases 1 to 6108 code for a protein of 2035 amino acids. NCBI's taxonomy places the organism in Eukaryota, Apicomplexa, Aconoidasida, Haemosporida, Plasmodiidae. Gene Ontology annotation, molecular function: protein serine/threonine phosphatase activity; calcium ion binding. The record is from RefSeq and is a predicted model, not a curated record. The transcript has 2 exons.
AUGGAAAAAUAUAGUAAGGUGGUUAAAAAAAAUGAAGCACUUAUGAAUUCUUCUUCAAUGGAAGGAUCAGAUUAUAAAAAAAUUUCAAUGAAAGAUGGUGUAUAUAUAAAGAAUUGUAAUUUAAAUAAUACAUAUAAUAAUAAUAAUAAUAGAUGUGUUGUUAAGAGGAGUUUUAUGCCUAUUGAAACAUAUGAAGAUAUAAAAAAAAAAGAUAUAAAUGAGAAUUAUUAUAAUAAUUAUAUUAAUUAUGAUUGUCAACAUCAUAAUAAUAUAUUUACCAAUUACACAAACGAUAAUUACAAUACAAACUGUUUAAAAAAAUAUGAUAAUCUCAAUAAAUAUUAUAUGAUACCAAACAAUAAGAAUAAUGAACAUACAUAUGAAUAUCCCAAUUAUCAUGUUAACAAUAAAUUAAAACAUAAAAAUAUAAAUAAACAUUUUAAUGAUACAUAUAUAUAUAAAACAUCAGAAUAUAAUUAUAAACAUGUCAUAAAUAAAGACACACCUUAUAAUAUAUAUCCUAUUCAUAAUAAUAUACCUUAUAUUCAUAAUAUGAAAAAUACUCAUAUAAUAAAAAAUAAAAAUUGUGAAUUCAAGGAUAUCUCACAAAAUUUAUAUCUUUCUUCUAAUCCUUAUAUUUCGUUAGACUCAUAUGACAACAUAUAUGCUCCUCAAAUGGUGAAGUACCCAAUUAAUUUAAAUGAAAAUAUUUUUAUGAAUACAAAAAAAAAGAAUUCUUAUUCAGUGCAAAUAUACAAACAAAUAAAUAAUAAUAAUAUGGAUAGUCACAUGAAUAAAAUGAAUGAACACAUCCAUGAUGAGGGAAGAAAAAAUUAUGAAUUAAAAGAAUAUCCUCAUUAUAUAUACCAAUAUAAUGGUAAUAUGACCAACAUUUAUGAUAUAAAGGAUAAUAUUUGUGAGUUAGAUAAGAAACAAAGUAUAUCAUGUCAACUGGAAGGGAGCGACAAUAAAAUGGAUGAUAGUAAGGAUAGCAUGAAAGGAAACAUUAAUGAUAUAAAUAGGGAUGACAAAAAUAAAAAUACUAAUAAUGAUGAUAAUAAAAAUACUAAUAAUAAUGAUGACAAUAAAAUCACAAAUAAUGAUGAUAAUAAUAAUAUAUGUAAUAUUACUAUGUGUGAUGAAAAAAAUAAUUUUAUGGAAUGGAUGUCACAUAACAAACUGAUGAAGAAUAUUGUAGCUUCAUAUAAUGAGAAUAUAAAUAUAGAAAACCAUGGUUUAUUCAAUUUAUUAUUUGAUAUAUAUGGAUUUAAUAAAGAUAUUUUCAAAGAAUAUUUAUUAAAUAAUAAUGAAGAGACAAUAAAAGAUGUUAUAAAAAAUAUACUUGAUGAAUUAUCGAAUGAAAAGAAUAAUAAAAUAUCAGAAAAAUUAAUUUUUUUAAAAUAUUUAUUUAAUGAGUAUGGUCAUACAGAAUAUCCAAAUUUAAUAUCUUUAAAAAAUUUUAAAUUAAUUUUUAAAAAUUAUAAAAAUAUAUUUUCUUCAGACAAAAUUGUAUUAUUUAUAUUUAAUUGUUUAGAUAGAGGAAAAAGAUAUCAUAUAACACAAACAGAUUUUAUUAUUGGUAUGCUUGCAUGUAGCCCUCAAAUUAAUAAUGAUAUUUCUGAUGAUACAGGCAAAUUACGUCAUCAAUUAAUUUUUAGAGCAUACGAUUUAGAUAGAGAUGGAUAUCUCAAUGAUAAUGAGUUUCUUGUUUUCUUAUAUCAUAUUUAUGAACUCUCAAAAAAUUUACAAUAUUCAAAAUUAAAAAAUGAUAAAAAGAAAUUGAAAGAAUUUGUUAUAAAAGAGAAAAAUAAAAUUAUGAAAGAUAAACAAAAAAUAAGUUAUGAUUUAUUUUAUCAUCUAGUUCUUACUAAACAAAUUCAAGGCACUACAAAUUUACUCAGAUCUAAUUAUGAUGUAUCUUCAGUUGUCAAAAAAUAUUUUCUUUACACAUAUGCUAAAAAUUUUAUAUCAGACACAUAUAUUAAUAUGGAUACCUCUUUCUUUAUAACCACAAGAAAGAAUAUUCAAAAUGGAAAAGAGAAAGCAUUAAAUUUGAUAAAUGGUCAAUGUGAUAUGGAUAUUAUAAAUCAUGAUAAAGUCAUAAGUAAUGACGAAGACAAUGAAAAGGAUAAUUAUGUGACAAACAAGGAUGAUAAGGUAGAUGAAGAAAAAAAAGAAACACAUAUUGAAGAUAAUUCGGAAGAUAAUUCUGUAGAUAAUUCUGUAGAUAAUUUUGUAGAUAGUAUAUCAAAUAAUAACAGUUAUGCUGAUGUAAACAAAUGCAUGGUCGAAAUGAAUAUUCCAUGCGAUGAAUAUGAAAAGAAUGUAGAAGAGAACCCAUCUGAAUGUAUACGUGAAAUGAUUCAUUCAGAAAAUGAAGAAGCAGAAGGGUGUGUAGAGAUAAAGGAGGAGAUAAAAGGAGAAGAGAAGGUUACAAAAAAUGUGGAUGAAACAAAGGGAGAUGUUAUAAGUAUAGAUGAAACAAAUAAUGAUAAUAUAAUUACAAAAGACAAAAUGACAAAUCAAGAUCUUUUAUAUGAUAACAAUAAUGAUAAUGAACAUAUAAAAAACAAUUCAUCAAAUGAGGAAUAUCUUACUAACCAAUUAAAGGAUCAGAUAAAUAGCUGCAAUGAAAAAGAAGAUAAUUUAAAAAAAACUGAAAAUUUAGAUGAAGAAGAUAUAGCUCAAAAUUGUAGUAAUAUAUCAUAUCUUCCAAAUAACAACAAUAAUAAUAAUAUUGUGAAUUUAAGUGGUGUGGAUAUACAAAAUGGUAAUGACGAAAGAAAUGUAAUAUAUAAUAUGAAUGAUAAUUUAUAUGAUAAUGUUGCCAAAGAUAGAUAUAAUCAUUUCGAACAUGAUCAGAAAUAUAUAAAUAAUACAAAAAAUAUCAAUGAAAAUAAUAAUAAUAAUAAUAAUAAUAAUAAUAAUGAUAGUAUAAAUAAUAGUAAUGAUAAUAUAUAUUGUAAUACAAAUGUAUCAUAUAACAAUAUUAAUAAACCUAUUAGUAAUAAUAAAAAUAUAGAAAAUGAUAAGAAAAUAUUCCCCUCAUAUAAUGAACAAAAUAAUUUAAUAAAUAUGAAUAAAAAAUUACCACAUUUUGGAAGAAGAGAAGAUAUACAAUAUAACAUGAUUAACAAUAAAGAAUUACAUAUAGAACAUAUUAUAGAAGAUAAAAUAGAAAGAAUUAAAAUAUUAGUCAAAAUAUAUAGAGAAAAAUAUAUUACAGAUCAUAGAUUAAAUACAUUAAAUCAAGAUAUAGCAUUCAAAAUAUUUAGUAUCUUUUAUAAAGUAUGUUAUGGAAAAAAAAGACAUACAUAUACAUCCUUCUUUGAAAAUUUUCAGAUAUGUACAUACAAUGAUAUUCUUCUUUUAUGUGAUGAAGUUGCUAAAUUAUUUAAAAUUGAAAACUCAUUAGAAGAAAAUGUUUCUUUACCUUGUAAAGUUUUUGGUGAUAUACAUGGAAAUUUAUAUGAUAUAUUGGACUUUUUUAAUUUAUAUAAUUGGCCUAUGCAUAAUAAUAAAAAUUUAUUACUCACUGAAACAGAUUUAAGAAAAUUUGAAUAUAUGAAUAAUGAUAAAAAUAUAAAUGUAGAUAAAAAGAAUGAUAUACAAUAUAAUGAUAAUGAUAUUAAAUAUAUCUUUUUAGGAAAUUUAAUAAAUAGAGGUAAUUAUUCUUUAGAAGUUAUUUGCUUGCUAUUCAGUUUAAAAAUUUUAUUUCCAAAACAUAUUUAUCUUUUAAGAGGUAAUCAUGAAGAUAGAUUAUUUAAUUAUAUUUAUGGAUUCUAUAAAGAUAUCGAAAUAAAAAUGAAAACUAAUAUGGAAUAUAUGGGUAUUAUAAAUUAUCAAGAACAAGUUAUUUCUGCUCAUUCAUAUGAACUAUUCAAUAGAAUUAAUGAUGUUUUUGAAUUCUUCCCAUUAGGUGUUUUAUUAGAUAAAAAUAUCUUAUGUAUACAUGGUGGUAUAGGUGAUAGUGUUAUGACUAUUUCAGAUUAUCAACAUAUACAUAAACCUAUUUUAAUUCCACAAAAUGUAGAUAGAUAUAGUAAUAAUAAAAGCGAACGUGUCAAAAAAAUUAUUAUUGAUACUCUGUGGUCUGAUCCUAUUAAUUAUAAUGAUGAACUAGAUUUACAAUUAUUAAAAAAUUCAGCCACUUAUGAUAUAAUACCAUCCAGAAGAGGAAAUAUCACAUUCAAAUUUGGAAAACAUAGACUUAAUGAUUUCUUAAAAAAUAAUCAACUCAAAUUAAUUAUAAGAGGACAUGAAUGUGUUCAAGAAGGAUAUAAAUAUAAUUACAAAAGAAAAUUGCUAACCCUCUUUUCAGCACAAAAUUAUUGUAACAAAUAUAAAAAUAAUGCAUCCAAUGCAUUCAUUGUCAAAAAAAAUAAAAAUAUUAUUAUCUUUAACCAAAUAUUAAAAUAUCAACAAAAUUGUAAUAUACCCAUAAACAAUCAAAAUGAACAACUCACCAUAAAUCAGUUAACAAAAAAUCAUAUUUAUAAUCAUAAAGAGAAUGAUAUGCAAACCUCUCCACUUUUUAACAAUAGACAUCUCACAAAGAAAACAUUUGCUUCUCAAGGAUAUUUGUCAAAAUGUGAUGAACAACUGGAUGAUCAAUUGAACAACAAAUGUUCUAGAAAAAAUUAUCCAGAUGAGAAUAAAUAUUUGAACAUUGGUGUGGAUAAAAAUGAUAUGAACGGUUCAGGAGAUAAUGAAAAUUUUAACAAUGAUGUGGAUAAAAAUGAUAUGAACGGUUCAGGAGAUAAUGAAAAUUUUAACAAUGAUGUGGAUAAAAAUUAUAUGAACAGUUCAGGAGAUAAUAAAAAUUUGAACAAUAUAGAUAAAAAUGAUAUGAACAGUUCAGGUGAUAAUAAAGAAGAUCUUAAUAAUAGUAGCAGUGUGCCCACGACUAACAUAAAUGAGCUUAAUAAAAAUGGUGGAAUAAGUAUUUGCGAAAAUGAAGUAUUGAUGAAUAAUAAAUAUAUGGUGGGUUCAAAUAUGAGUGAACAAAGUAGAGACAGUGUUGAAAAUGUGGCUAGUAAUAAUAACAUGGAAAUAAAUACAGUAAAUCAAAUAAGUAAAGGUAUAAUAAAAAAAAAGUGGAGAGACACAAGAACGAAUCAGAAUUUGAAUUCGAAUAAAAUUAAUAGGAAUAACAAUUCGGAAGUGACUAAUAUUAUGGGAUCUGUUAAUAUGUGUAAAGAAGUUGAAUAUGAAGAAGAUGAUAAGAUAAAAGAGGAGGUACAAAGGGUCGAACAAAACGAUAUACAAAAUGGUGUACAUAAUAUUUCAAUGAAUGAGAUAAAUAGUGAUAAAAUAAAAAGUAAUAAUAUUAAUGAUAAUACAUAUGAUAAGAAUGAUUCAACAGUAUUUUCUUUUGAACAUAAAAAAGAAUAUGAUGAAAAAGAACAAAGAAACUUGGAAAGAGCAGAUUCUGAAAAAAAGAAAAAUGUAAAUGAUGAUUAUGAAUUUUAUAGUUAUGAUGAAAUAUAUAUUAAUAGUUUAAUAAAUAGUAAAAUAUGGGAUAAAAAUGAUGAUGAUUAUAAAAUAAUAGAAAGGAAAGAUACAAAUGAUGAGUUAUAUAAAAUCGAAGAUGAAUUACAAAAACAAGUUAAUAUACAUAAUGUUAUAAAUGAAUUCUUUAAUAAUGAAGAAAUUUAUCAAGAAAAAACAGAUAGUAAUUAUAACAUGUCAAAUGAAAAUGAUAGUAUAUCAGGAGAUAAUGAAAAUUCAAAAAAAAACUAUUAUUCAAAAUUAUCAAAAAUGAAUGAAAUGUAUAAUAAUACAGAUAAUGAUUGUGAUAAAAGAGAAGAGAAAAUGAGCGACAUGAAUUCUAUAGAUUUCAUAAAUGAAUUGACAUCAAAGUCAUUAGAUUUUAUGAUGCCACCUAAUUUAGGUUUAGGUAAUAGAACUCAAUUAAAAAAGGAUAUGAGCAUAAAGGAAAAUAAUAAGGAUCAAAGGAAUACUGUUACUACCUUGAAAUCAUUAAGAGGGGACAAUAAUAUAAAGGAUUCACCAAAUAAGAUGCAAAUGCAGUGCUUGCCACCUGAUCCAAAACCUCAAACAAAAAUUACUUUUCAAAAAAGUUUAGAGAAAAUUAAUGAUUCGUAG